AUGAUUCUCCUCCUUCUUGGUGUGCUGCUGGUGCCCUCUACUGAGGGCCAUGCUCUGGAUACACCACACCUUCCUCGGGAGCUGCCUCCAGGACUCUCAAAACACAUCAACGUCACAUUCUUCAAUGGGGUAUUUAAAAACGUGGAAGGUGUGGCUGAAAUUUUUGACUGCCUGGGAUCCCACUUCACCUGGCUUCAGGCUGUCUUCACCAACUUCCCUGCACUCCUCCAGUUCAUGAACGGCAUGAAGUGCGUGGCUGGCCUCUGCCCCCGGGACUUUGAAGACUAUGGUUGCGCCUGUAGAUUUGAGAUGGAAGGGCUGCCUAUGGAUGAGCCUGACAGCUGCUGCUUCCAGCACCGCAGGUGCUAUGAAGAGGCGGCUGAGAUGGACUGCCUGCAAGACCCCAGCAAGCUCAGUACAGAUGUGGACUGCAUCAGCAAGAAGAUCACGUGUGAGUUCAAGGACCCUUGUGAGCAUUUGCUGUGUACCUGUGACAAGACUGCCAUAGAGUGCUUGGCUCAGUCUGGCAUCAACUCUUCCAUGAACCUUCUGGAUUCUUCCUUUUGCCUGCCUCAGACUCCAGAGACAACCAGCAGAAAGGAGCUGCCCAGAGAGUUUCCUGUGGAGCCCACAGAUAUCAGCCUGACAGCUCUCUCAGGAGAAGAAUCUGCAGAGAUUUUUGCUACAGUAAAGAACAUAGCUCUCAGUUCUGCUGGUGCUCGAUCUGCGGGGUUGGUGAUGUCAUCUGUUGAAAGUAGCCCUGAGGAGACCACUGGAAAAGCCUGUGACAGACUCACCUUCCUGCAUCUGGGAAGUGGGCAGAACACAUUGGCAAUGCCACAGCUUGGAGAGAUGCUUUUUUGCCUGACGUCCCGGUGCCCAGAGGAAUUUGAGUCUUAUGGCUGUUACUGUGGACAAGAAGGAAGAGGCGAGCCCAGGGAUGCUCUGGACAGGUGCUGUUUAUCCCAUCACUGCUGCCUGGAGCAGAUGAGGAGGCUGGGCUGCCUGCCGGAGAGGCUCUCCCAGUCAGUGGUGAUGUGCAUGGAUCACAUCCCCAAGUGUGCUGGACACAGUCUGUGCCAGAAGCUGCUGUGCGCCUGUGACCAGGUGGCUGCUGAGUGCAUGGCCUCUGCCUCCUUUAACCAAAGCCUCAAAUCGACAGACAGGCAAGAAUGCCAGGGCAUGCCGGUGUCCUGUGAUAGCAUGCAAGGAGGGCCUGCAGCCUCAUCCCUGGGCUCCAGCUCUGAAGAGAACAGCGAGGAGGCCACAUCCCAUAAGGAGGGCCCAAGAAGAGCCAGAAGAUUCCUGAGGAAGUCCCUUGGUCCUCUGGUGACUCCAUGA
Ochotona curzoniae (black-lipped pika) is the source of this 1341-nucleotide messenger RNA. It is a transcript of the gene OC90, whose product is annotated as otoconin 90. Bases 1 to 1341 code for a protein of 446 amino acids. Gene Ontology annotation, molecular function: calcium ion binding; phospholipid binding. The transcript is spliced from 12 exons. Gene Ontology annotation, biological process: lipid catabolic process; arachidonate secretion; phospholipid metabolic process. The record is from RefSeq and is a predicted model, not a curated record. Gene Ontology annotation, cellular component: extracellular matrix. NCBI's taxonomy places the organism in Eukaryota, Metazoa, Chordata, Mammalia, Lagomorpha, Ochotonidae.